UUUGUUUGGUGAACUCCCCGCCAUAACCGGAUAUGGCAACGCCGCAGUGUCAUUAAGAUAGUCAUAAAAAGAUAACCUACUCCCAUCUUCUCCAUGUCUCCCUUUUGCAGAUAAUUCUUCAUUAGCAGCAGCAGAAGAAGAAGAAGCAGGGUAUGUUGUGAGUGACUCUCUUGUUCAUUCGCACUGUGUUUUAUUGAACCUUCUGAUAAGAUCUCUGAUUCAACCUUAAACAAACAAAGUUACUCAGUCAAUAGAGAAAGACAGGGACAUGGUUGGACCUUCGAGGCCUCAGUUCGUUCUCUUCGGUUCCUCCAUCGUGCAGAUGAGUUUCAGCCAUGGUGGUUGGGGUGCCAUUCUUUCUGACAUCUACUCUCGCAAGGCAGAUAUAUCGUUACGAGGAUACUAUGGUUGGAACUCACGGCGUGCUCUCCAAGUCCUCAAUCAAGUUUUUCCAAAGGAUGCUGCUGCACAGCCUUCUCUUGUGAUUGUUUAUUUAGGAGGUAAUGAUUCCAUGGGUCCUCACUCGUCUGGCCUAGGCCCUCAUGUUCCUCUUGAAGAAUAUGUUGCAAACAUGAGAAAGAUUCUGGUUCAUAUUCAGAGUCUCUCUGAAAAGACACGUAUCAUUGUUCUCAGUUGUCCUCCUGUCAAUGAGGAAAAAGUGCGUGGAAACGCUAGUCCAUAUUUAAGUGAGGUGAUAAGAACAAAUGAAUUAUGCGGAAGCUAUUCAGAAGCUUGUGUAAAGCUAUGCCAGGAACUGGGUGUGAAAGUCGUUGAUCUUUUUAGAGCAAUACAGGAGAGAGAUGAUUGGAUGGAUGUCUGUUUUACUGAUGGUAUCCAUUUAGCAGCUGAGGGAAGCAAAAUUGUGGUGAAAGAGAUACUGAAAGUACUUAAGGAGGCUGACUGGGAGCCAUGCCUCCACUGGAGGUCAGUGCCCACUGAAUUCUCAGAAGACUCGCCAUAUGAUCUUGUCACCGCUGAUGGGAAAAGUACACUGAAUCCUUCUGAGUGGACUUUUUACAGAGAGGUUCAAUGGGACUAGGUCCCUAUUUGCAUUUUCUUCACAUAUAUUGAUUGGUUAUCUACAACAGCAUACCCUUAUAUUUUAGAUAACCUUUGAAGUUAUUUUAUUAUUCAACUGAAAAUGAGUUGAAUAGAGCAGAUCCAUACUUCCAUAGCUAUAUGCAAAAAUCAUCAAGUCUUGCAUUUAGGGGAUUUUUUUUUUAAAAUAAGUAUAGCAUUAAUAAUGUAUGAGACAUAUUUCUUUAUUUUUAAAAUUUACUUCCUACAUUUCCAUUA
Lotus japonicus is the source of this 1296-nucleotide messenger RNA. Its product is annotated as GDSL esterase/lipase CPRD49. Gene Ontology annotation, molecular function: hydrolase activity, acting on ester bonds. The record is from RefSeq and is a predicted model, not a curated record. NCBI's taxonomy places the organism in Eukaryota, Viridiplantae, Streptophyta, Magnoliopsida, Fabales, Fabaceae. The transcript is spliced from 8 exons. The coding region runs from base 269 to 1039 and encodes 256 amino acids.